CUAUAAAAGGGCUGCUUAUGCAUAUGCCUAUAGGCUAUAUAUAUCUUCUCUUAUCUAACUGUCUAGUUUCAUUAGGCCUACUUUUGACCCCAAAUUCUUUGCUUGCACCUAGCAGCCACUCUAGCAGCAGACAAAGUUUUUUAUUUAUUUACUUUUUGGGAUUCGAAAAGUGAGGUUAUUGAGAUUAAGCUUUGCGAGAAUAUUUUUUAAUAAUAAUUAAGUUAUAGUAAAAUAAGUUAAUAGGAGUUGAAAUUCUUGAACACUAACUACGACUACAGUUUAAACUAAAUUAUCUUCAAAAAAUGAAUUCUUCAAAACAUAUUGAUAUUAGUAAAUCAUCUAUUGUUGGGCUGAAAGCUGAACUUCUCAAAAAGCAAGAAGAAGUUAAACGACUAAAAGAAUUACAACAAGGUAAUAUCAAGCCAGAGAUUAUUCAAAAGAAAAAAACUAUUCUGGAAAAGUCAAAUGAAGAUGUUGAUAAAAGAAUUGCUAAGGACAUUGAUGCAGUUGAAGAAGAUUACGAUGCUCUUCAGAGAUCUAGGGAAGUGUUGGAAGCAAAAGCUCGCCUUUACAAUAGACUGAAGGGAAACUCCACAGAUGAACUGACAAAAUCAAAAUAUUUGAUAGAUUUUGAUUUGAAGCGUGAAAUUGACAAUGAGGAAAAGUUUGACGAUGUUCAAAAAGGAGCCAACAAAUCAGAAAACGAAGAGGACUAUUCCGAUUCUAAUUCUGAUCCAGAAAAUGACUGGGUGGACUUUGUGGACACUCUGGGUCGAUCACGCCGCUGUUUGAGGAAGGAUCUUCCACAAAUGAAAGCGAAAGACGCCAAAUUGGCUGCGACCAUUCGUCCCCCCUCACCUCCUCCUGACACUACCCCAGCUCCCACGCCCACGCCGGAGCUACUGUCGUGGGACAUGCAACGUGAGAUGAUGAGACUCAAGUGGGAGGAACAAGAAGCUCAGCUUCUGGGCAAGAAGGAUAUCCACUACCAGGAUGUGCUAUUUGACGAGGCCCGACCACAUGGUGUGGGCUACUUUGAGUUCUCAACGGAUGAAGCGGAGCGUGCUAAGCAGCAGGAGGAGCUGCAGAAGCUGCGUACACAGACACAGCAACAGCAGGAAGCUGCACAAGGGCUGCGGGCACGCAGGGAGCAACAGCUGCAAGCUAGGCUGGCAGCUGCGCGACGCAGACGACGGGAACGACUCGGGCUACCACCAGAGUCUCCACCUCAUGAAAUUGAAACGCCUGCAGUAGCGGAAGAGCCAAAGAAGACUGGUGAAGAGGAAAGUAUUGUUGACUUAGAAGAAUCCGUUAAGAAGAUUGCACCUGUUCGACCUUGGGACAUCGGGAAAAAUGGAGUAGCGCCUGUCAUGUCUCAAGAGGAGUGGAUUGAGAAAAAACGACAAGAGAGGCCUGAUGAGUUCGCACCUCCGACUAGUCUUCUACAAACAGAAAAUAUCGAGGUAAACCCUGAACAAAAGUGGAAAUCCAAUCCGAAUGUUUUUACAUCUAAAAAGGUAAAACAGCAACUAGUGACAAGUGAAAAGUCGAAGAAGCAUAAAAAGUCAAAAAGGAAAAAGGGUAAAAAAGACAAAGUUGAAGAAGUGGAAGAAGACGAGGAAGAAUGUUUUGGUCCAUCUGUGCAGGAUUGGCAAAAUAUUACAAGAAAUGAUACAGUUUUGUCAAAUGAAACGAAUAAUAUCACAGCACCACAGUUUUCAACGGCAUUAAACAGUGAUAUUACUUCAGAACGAAGAAGUGAGACCACCUCAGAAGUCUCGAAUCAAGCAUGGAAACCAACUAUCUCAGAUAUAGAUAGACUUUUGUCCAAAAGUAGAGCUGCUAAUUUUGUCUCAACUUUAGAGGAAGAAGAAAGGGAUUUAAAUUCGUCUCAUGAUGAAACAGGUUUGAUAAAACCGACAAAACAACCAUCUGUAUUGUCAAAAGAUGAAUUUUUAAAUAUAUCUUACACAAAUUCCAAACAAUUAAAAAAAUCUUAUAAUAAUACUUCAAUGUGUUCAAUGAAGGUGAAUCAAGAAAGCUCCUAUACAAGUCAUGCAUCAUUUAACGAGCAUGAAAGUUCAGACACAGUGGUCAAACCUAUUGUCAAUCUACUAGAAGUGGACAGCGAUGAGGAAAUGGAAUCGUCCAAAAAAAGCAAACCAAACACAAGUAAAUGGAAAAGUAACAAACGGAAGUUUGCGGAAAUCGCUCCCCCACCAUCAAUGUCAUAUUACAUUGACGCUGACAAAAAGAACAUACAUAAUUCACUAAUAAAACCCCAACUUGCUGACUCCAUAUCAGCGGGAAUAAGUUAUCUGAAAUCCCAGACUGAGGAAAAGAAUAAGAAAAGACUCAAGGGCAUGCUGGAUAUUAUUUAGAUCAUGUCAGUUUAUGGUUUAAAAUCAUUUAUAUAUUUGAUUGUAUAUAUAAUUGUACAUUUUGUAUAUAUAUUAAAGUUGAGUUAUUUUUUGUUGUAA
Molecule: messenger RNA, 2480 nt
Organism: Macrosteles quadrilineatus (aster leafhopper)
Lineage: Eukaryota; Metazoa; Arthropoda; Insecta; Hemiptera; Cicadellidae
Product: coiled-coil domain-containing protein 174
Exons: 7
Coding region: 303-2381 (692 amino acids)
Cellular component (GO): nucleus
Source: RefSeq, a predicted model, not a curated record